Esox lucius (northern pike) is the source of this 3327-nucleotide messenger RNA. RefSeq names its product CysPc and EFh_PEF_CAPN13_14 domain-containing protein. The record is from RefSeq and is a predicted model, not a curated record. Gene Ontology annotation, cellular component: cytoplasm. NCBI's taxonomy places the organism in Eukaryota, Metazoa, Chordata, Actinopteri, Esociformes, Esocidae. Bases 204 to 2300 code for a protein of 698 amino acids. Gene Ontology annotation, molecular function: calcium-dependent cysteine-type endopeptidase activity; calcium ion binding. Gene Ontology annotation, biological process: proteolysis. The transcript has 20 exons.
UGUAUUGAGGGUGUGGCUAUUAGUUAUUCCACAAGGUAUCUGUGCAAAGCCGUUAAAAGUUGGAAGAACAGUUAAACUAGCGUUCCGGGAUAUAGUCUAUAAAGGCGGUAAACGAAAAGGCGUUUCAAAAGAGUUCCUCUUUCACGGUUGAUCUUGACUAACAGAAAUAUUAGUUAUUUAAACAAGCUUAGAAUUACGACGGUAUGAGUGAUAGACAUGACAAGAAGUCUCUGGUCGCAGAGAAAGGACGAAAAGUGGCUUCGACAGACGAGCUCGGAGCCACCUAUAUCUCUGGAAGUAGCCUUUCAUCAAUAAUUCCGCCUGAUAAGCCUGCAUUAUUUCCUGGUAAUUUAGCGGAUGAUGUCUUGUUCUUGGACCGCGACUUUCCAAUGGGAGAUCUGCUUCUUCAACCUCCGAUGGAAUGGAGGCGACCUAAGGAUAUCUGCCCCACACCACAGUUCAUAGUGGAUGGAGCCACGCGAAUGGAUGUCUGUCAGGGCGUUUUGAAUGACUGCUGGUUUCUGUCUGCGGUGGCGUCCCUGUCCAUGUAUCGUCCGCUGCUGGAGCGAGUGGUGCCCGUGGAACAGAGCUUCCAGAAGGGUUACGACGGCAGCUUUUACUUCCGGUUCUGGCAGUAUGGGGAGUGGGAGAUUGUGAAAGUUGAUGACCUGCUACCGACGCAGAAGGGCAAGCUGAUCUACCUGAGCUCCUCACAGAAAGAGGAGUUCUGGAGCGCUCUGUUGGAGAAGGCCUACGCUAAGCUCAAGGGGGGCUAUCUGGCCUUAAAUAUGGGCUUCCCCCACGAGGCCAUGGUGGAUAUGACUGGGGGUGUGACGGAGGUGCUGACCGUGGCGUCGCUGCCCAUGGACCUGGCAGGCUUCCUCAAGCCCCUCCUUGCCAAGGGAGCCCUCGUUAACUGUGCCAACUGCCAGGGGCCUCUUGAGCAGCAGAAUGAGUUUGGAAUCCUAUUCAGGCACGCCUACUCUGUGACCGGCCUUGAAAAUGUGAAGACGCAGUUUGAGACUGUGGAGCUGAUCCGUGUUCACAACCCCUGGGGCAAGACAGAGUGGCAAGGACGUUGGAGUGACAUGAAUGGGCCUGAGUGGAGGAAUGUCCACGAGGAAGAGCAGCAGCGUCUGGGGAGAGUCCAGCGUGAGGACGGGGAGUUCUGGAUGCUGGUCUCAGACUUCCGUCAGAACUUUGAUUUGAUGGAGGUCUGUCACCUGAGCGAGCAGACCCUGAACAUACUGGACGGCCCACAACGGCCAUGGCAAUGCACAAUGCAUCAUGGGAGCUGGGUCCCCAACCUCUCCGCCGGGGGUCCUGCCAGUGGAAGUCCAGGCUGUUUCUGGCAGAACCCUCAGUUCCACUUGACCCUUCUGGAGGAAGAUGAUGAUCCCAGUGACCCUGAACUGACAUGUUCCUUCCUGGUGGCCCUGAUGCAGAAACACGAGAGACUCAGAGGAGUCCACCUGGCCAUCGGUUUGGACAUCUAUGAGGCAAAUUCAGAGCAUGCUUACCUAUCCCCCAUGGACCUCCGCUUGGUCCGCCCCCUCAUCAGCACCAAUGGUUACGCUCAACGAAGAGAGGUGGUGAUUCGUGGUCGGCUGGCGCCCGGCAAUUAUGUCAUCAUCCCCUCCACCACAAUGGCCAAUCAGCAGGGAGAGUUUAUCCUGAGAGUUUUGACAGAAAAGGGCAACAAUGCAUCGCCAGCUCAGAAGCCAAGCACGGCAGAAAAAUCUCCCAGAAAGCUUUCUCUUCCACAUCUUUCGGCUCUUCCCUCUGAUGAAGCUACAUCCCGGCUGUUUACGAAGCACUGCAACAAGGGGGUGGUUCGGCCCUUGGAGCUUCUCAACCUACUUACCGAGGCCAUAAAAGGCGGGGUGCUGACAGGCAGUGAGAAGAAGCUGGCCCUGGAACACUGCAAGAGCUUUGUGGUCCUCAUGGAUAGUCGGGGCUUAGCACAGCUAGACUGGCCGGAGUUCCAAGCACUGUGGGACAAGAUCAGGAAAUGGACGGAUAUAUUUCUGAGAUUUGAUGAGAACAGAUCACAGCUGCUGGAAUACCCAGAAAUCUCACCUGCCCUGAAAGCUGCAGGCAUGCAGGUGGAUGACUUCGUCCUGCAGCUGAUUGGCCAACGCUACACGGAGCCCGACAUGACAAUCAGUUACCCUGGUUUUCUUUACCUGCUAAUGAAACUGGACAGCAUGAUUCAUAAAUUUCAAGCCUAUGACAUCGUGGGGAUGGGAACCGUAUCAGUCAACUACAGACAGUGGCUUCACCUGACGAUGUACAACUGACCUGCUUUCACUGGAUCUUAGGUUCUCACCUGACAGUACAAAUAUUUAGUUUUUUUGUAUUAGCCGUGUUGUAAAUAAAAAUGUCCUCGUAGAGACAGUCAGUUAUUUGUGCCAAAUAUCUUAUUUUAGUAAUUCCAUAACAAUGUUAUCACAGCCACCAUUCUUUCUGUUCAGCUAUCUGUCUGCUCCCUUUUCAGCAGACUGAUAAAGUAUAGUCAAGAGGUUUUGGACAGAGGCCCAGAUGAGGGGGGGGGGGGCUUAAACAUCCUGCAUUCAAACACAUUUUGCUAUGGUGCAAAGUGAAAAUGCUUCACUGUUAUCAUGCUGUUGCUGAACAUUUUGUCAUGAGGAAACAGGAAAUGUUACCUUUUGAAAACUCCUUCUGCAACUUCUUUUGCAAUUCUCCACAUUCUGCUAUCAUAGUUAUCUGAUGUCCUGACCCCCAGACAGCUAUUAGCUGUUUUUCAGGUGAUAUGAGUCCUGAGUGCUAUAUGAGACAAUAUGCCAUGUGUAUGAUGUCACAUUGUUAUAACCAUGAUGCAUUGUGCCUUAGCCACUGUCCAACAACUUGUUGUUGCUUGCUCUUUGGGGUUUCAGGCUGGGUAAAACUACUUUGUGACAACUGCUGAUGUAAAAAGGGCUUUAUAAAAUAAAACUGACUGACCUGCUAGUCAGUAAUUUGAGAAAAUUAAACUGGUUUGAUGUGAAACCAUUUAAUGUGACAUUGAACGCCCCACGAAGAUGCCUUUAUAGUAAGCAAAUUAUUAGGACGCGGUCCAACAGCUAUAUAAAAGACGCUAGGAAUGUGGCACUUUAGUUGUGAAGAAACAUCAGAAGGGAUGGUCUGCGGCCUGGGAUCAUCGGUAGUAUGCCGUCCGGCUGAUGGUAAUUGACAUGGACACGGUUGGAGCGUGACCUACUUCUGUAGUGCCUGGGCAUGUCAGUCAGACCCGGCCUAUUAAAUUUUAAUGGUGAAUACAAGUUGCUUUAACGCAAGUUUGGAAAUAAAAGUAUUUGCUUACUUGAA